AUGCUACCACUUCUCGGCUCUGCGGGGGAAGCCAUCGGUGGCACACCUCUUGUUUGUCUGGAUCGUAUAACCUCUUCAUUGGGACUCGAUAGGACUAUUGCUACCAAACUUGAUUACCUCAAUCCUGGGUGGUCCAAAAAGGAUCGUGUCGCACUUGGUAUCAUCGAGGAAGCAGAGAGGUUGGGUACACUUAAGCCUGGGCAGGCGGUGGUCGAGCUUAUCAGUGGCAACAUGGGCACUGGACUUUCGAUUGUAUGUGCUGUUAAAGGCUAUCUGUUCAUUGCCGUUAUAUUCCGGGGGAACUCAAUCGAACAGGCUUAUAUGAUGUCGGCUCUGGUAAAAGGACUUGAAAUCGAGUACAGAGCCUUCUGUACUGACCAAUUUACUCGAGAUAGAAAUUGGAUAGCAUAUUACAAUAGAACUGGAGUAGAACUAUGGAAACAAACAGACAGCUACCUUGACAGACUUAUUGAUUUUGUCGGUUCUGGAGGCACCUACACUGGUGUAACUAAGAAGCUCGAAUCAGUGAAUCCGGCGGUGAAAUACUUCAUUGUCAAACCGGAUGGGGCUGCUGUCUUAGCCAACAAACAAAUUUCGCAACCAGAACAUGCUAUUCAGGGAGGUGGUUAUGUGAUGCCUGAUCUAUUCUAUCUCAAAGACGUUCCCGUCGACGGUUACCUCCAAAUAACUGGUGAUCAGGCUAGGGAAGGAGCACGCUUGCUAGCAAGUAAGGAGGGUAUCUUUGGAGGAUUCUCUAGUAGUGCGAACAUUAGCGCAGCGAUCAAGUUGCUGAAAGGCGAGAUGAGAGGAAAGACAAUCGCAAUGAUGGUCUGUGAUUCUGAUUGA
Molecule: messenger RNA, 846 nt
Organism: Aspergillus caelatus
Lineage: Eukaryota; Fungi; Ascomycota; Eurotiomycetes; Eurotiales; Aspergillaceae
Product: PLP-dependent cysteine synthase family protein
Exons: 3
Coding region: 1-846 (281 amino acids)
Cellular component (GO): cytoplasm
Molecular function (GO): cysteine synthase activity
Source: RefSeq, a predicted model, not a curated record